UUUUAAAGAGGAGAAUGAAUUAGAAUAAAUAUAAGCGACAUGCAGGCUGGAAAAAAAAAAAUUACUAUGUUGACGUGGAAGGUUACCGAGGUGACGACGUUGAGGAAGUGUCAAUGAAGUGAAAGUGGAUGACCGACAAACUUCGUCGCGGAGUUCAGUUAUCCGCAGGCUCCGACCGUUUUAACGUGGUUAAAGGCUUCCGAGAGUCUGAUAACCGUUUUUCGUUAACAGCCUCAAGAUACACGAAACUAUACUAACCAUGACCACCUUGCGUAGAUUUGCUGUAGGAGUUCGUACGUUUGUCCGAGGCCAUAUUAAACUGGACUGCGCGUUUACUGGUCUCCAUGGGACGUUGUUUGAGGCCAAUAUGUGCGAGACGAAGAAAUGCGUCCGCCCAGUUAAUGUUGUGCAUUGGCGAGCAUUUUGCUCUCAAAGGCCUAACAGAGAAGUGGAAGUAAACAUGAGACGCCUUGAAGCUGAAGACAACGGUGUAGUGGAAGUGCUGAUGUGUCGAGAGCGAGCACGGAACUCUCUAGGCCGGGUUUUCGUGGGUCAGAUGCGAGAGCUGGUGUCAUUCCUGCACAAUGACUCAGCUGUGCGUGUAGUGAUCUUUAGGAGUCUGGUCCCUGGAGUCUUUUGUGCAGGGGCAGACCUGAAGGAGCGAGCCCAGAUGAGCAACUCGGAGGCUGAACAUUUUGUGCAUGGCCUCCGAUCAUUAAUGAAUGAAAUAGCUGCGUUGCCCAUGCCAACCGUUGCCGCGGUGGAUGGCUUUGCCCUGGGGGGAGGACUGGAGUUGGCACUGGCCUGUGAUCUCCGCACGGCAGCGCGCACUGCGCAGAUGGGCCUGAUCGAAACCACACGGGGACUACUCCCAGGAGCGGGGGGCAGUCAGAGGUUGCCACGGGCAGUGGGCUUUGCAGUGGCAAAGGAGCUGAUCUUUACAGGGCGGCGUGUUGGGGGGCAGCAGGCUCUGGAGCUGGGCAUGGUCAACCGUGCUGUGGCCCAAAACCAGAGUGGAGAUGCAGCCUACAGAGAGGCCCUAAACCUGGCCAGAGAGAUACUCCCUCAGGCUCCAGUUGCAGUCCGCAUGGCCAAGGAGGCCAUGAACCGAGGGAUAGAGGUAGACAUCACCACGGGGAUGGUCAUUGAAGGAAUGUGUUACGCCCGGGUCAUCCCAACACGAGACCGGCAGGAAGGAAUGGCUGCUUUUAUCGAGAAGAGGCGCCCCAGAUACACUGGAGAGUAAACAGACCAACACACACACACAAACACAGUAGAUAUAAAGAGCCACUGCAUCAUUUUCUGCAGGUAAAAGCCUGUUACUGGUUACUUUGAGUAUAUUCAAACUGUGAAAAACAUAACUUUACAAUAUUAUUGAAUCAUCAAAAAAAAUACUUCAAAAUAUUUAAAUAAAAUGGACGUUUAUAGCGUU
This is a messenger RNA of Electrophorus electricus (electric eel), 1432 nucleotides long. It is a transcript of the gene echdc2, whose product is annotated as enoyl CoA hydratase domain containing 2. Gene Ontology annotation, cellular component: mitochondrion. Gene Ontology annotation, biological process: fatty acid beta-oxidation. The record is from RefSeq and is a predicted model, not a curated record. Lineage: Eukaryota; Metazoa; Chordata; Actinopteri; Gymnotiformes; Gymnotidae. Gene Ontology annotation, molecular function: catalytic activity.